UGGGAGAAGAGAGAGGCCCCAGCCCAUCUCUCCCUGUUCUGCCUUGAUCUGUCCCUCCAGGAAGCUUGGACACAUACUGGUCUGGCAUGGCCCCCAUCUGCAUGGGAGGCUGCAGAGGGAAGCACAAGGAGCUGAAGAGGAGCCAGUGUGGGAAUGGCAGCUGCUGCUGGCUGGGAUACAAAUCCUUCUGUCGAGCUGUCUUUGGCCUGGAGGAUUUUGGGGGCAUCGGGGGAGCAAGAAGUAUGGGGCAUUUCCUGAGGGGCCCCUUGACAAGGAAUUACAGCAGCUGUUGGCGUCAUGAGGUGCUGACAAGGUUAAUGCAUCAGCCCCCCAGCCUGCCCCAGGACACAGACUUGUUGCAACAUCUCAGUAUCGUCGGCCUCCUGGCAUCCAGGAGAUGGACUAAUGGAUCCUCUCUGGGAUCUGGAGCAUCUACCUACAGCCCCUGGCAUCCUAGCAUCCAUUUAGGUUCCAUGUCACAUAUCCAGAGCAGUUUACCAGCACUGGUAGCAGUCAUCCAGGCUGUGGCAGAUACCCUGGCUAUCACGGAUCCCAGGAGCUAUAUACCCUUGUCAUCCAUAGUGUAUGCUGUUGCCAUCUCUUCGGGAUCCAGCAUGCUCUCCCCCCCCACACACUCCCCCUGAUCUGGUAUGUUCCCUUGGCAUCCUUCUGGGGUUGUGGAAUUAUGCCAGCAGCCCUUGGCACCCAAUGAUGCCAAGCAUGUACCUAUGACAUGCUGCUCUCUGGGGCCCCUUUUGUCUCUGGGGUGGUGGCAAUACCUUCACACUUCCAACCUGCACUGUCCCCCGGGACUUUUCUCUUCUCAGUGAACUGUGGGCGGCCAGAGGCAGACUUCAAUUCCAUGGUCUAUGGCAACGACUGGUGGGUGGGCUCUGUGGUGCGCUACAGCUGCCGACCCGGCUUCCUGCUAGUGGGGGACCCGGCCAGUGCUUGCCAGUCCGAUGGCCACUGGACACCUAAACCCACCUGCCUCCGGAUAUGCCUCCGGGGCCGAAUUGAGAUUAAUGAGCGGGACAUAGAGGGCAGCUGCUCCUCCACCUGCUCGGACAAGGCUCACCUCGGGGCCUUCCUCAACCACGGCUGCAUCAAGAUCUCCAACUGCGUCACCAAGCAGUGGGGCUGGACCCGCUGGUUCGCGCGCUGCGACUUCUGCGAGUGCGAUUGCUACGUCCCCUGCUCUUCCUCUAGGUAGAGAUCGGGGGCAGAUCGAUUCGUGGGGAGCUGUUCGGCUGUGAAGGGGAGCUCCGUCCCAGGAGGGGCAACAGCCAGCCUGAUGCUCGCGGCGGAAUAGGCUACCGUACUGUGCCUCUCUCCCCAUCAGGCCAGAGUCCUCCAUCCGCCUGUUCCUAUCACACUCUUGGCAAUGUGUUCGUGGAAGUGCAUGAUUGUGUCUGUCUCCUGGACUGGAACCAUUUGCCAGCCUGUCUUGUUGUGGUGCAGCAUCUGCAGAGGAAAGGACUGCCUCCCCCAUAACUUAACCCUUAGCACCCUGCUUUGUUCUGAACAAGCGCAUGGGUAUAUACAGUCAUCUCCCUACUCUGCAGCAGGUUACACUGUGGGAGAAAGUGUUCCAAGGACUCCAGACUUGUAUUUCCUCCUCUGAGACCUUAGGCAAAGGAUGACACCGAUCUCUGCCUCAGUUUCCCCAUCUGCUUAAUGAGGAUGAAUAAUACCCCUCACUGGGUGUGGGGGCAUGUUGGGGUUCACUGUCUGUAACAUCCUUUGAAUGAAGAGCGUCAUUAUCUAUCUCAGCACCACCCGAUUGUUGCAGCCUCCCCUGCUGCCUCUGGCCAGACGUGGAGUCUGCUUGAGCAGGUUACAUUGACAGCAGGUGCAGUGAACCAAACCACCUGGCCAAAAGGGACUGCCCCUCUCUCCCACCUGCAUGCCUCCCCUGGCGAGUCCCAGUCCCUCUCAAGGCAGAGGGGCAGGAGCAGGGAGCAGAGGCCUUCAUCUUAAAGGAGCUUUAGUCAGGGGCCAAUUGUAGAAAAAGGCGAAUUGUUCUGCAAGUGCCCCCUUUAGCAGGGGGAACGCACCACCCACAGUGAGAGGGGAGAGGGAGCAGCUGUUCUAGGUGGGGGAGAGGGUUGGUCCUGCCCUAAUGUGGGAUUAGGCACCUGUUUACUCUUCUGACACAGGGCAAUGGAAGGCAGUUGAAGGGAAUCCUCUUCCUUGCCUGCUUUGCUGUGGUGCCAUGCUACUCCUUGGCACCCAGAAACCUCUGUCAAAUGCUCUCCCUUGCCUAGCAAGUGGGGAGGGUCUGCGGGACACACAAGGAUCAGCCAGUGGAGUUUUCCCUCCUCGCCACAUGUGAGGUAGGCAUGGGGAAGGUGAGGAUUAAAUGCUGUGUAUGGCAAAUGCUGCUUCUGCCCGAGGCGCUUUGUCUCUGACCACUGGCUUCAAGCCUGUGACCAUCGCGCCAAUAAAUCUGUUGA
Messenger RNA from Chelonoidis abingdonii (Abingdon island giant tortoise), 2456 nucleotides. Lineage: Eukaryota; Metazoa; Chordata; Testudines; Testudinidae. The record is from RefSeq and is a predicted model, not a curated record.